CAGUGAUACAACCCAACUUGUGUAGUGACAGGCAAGUAAGACGGGGCUUGUCAAGACCUAGUAUUUUUUUUACUAAACAGUAUUUAGCUCCAGUUGAAACGGAUCGUGCAAUUCUAGACAAAUGUCCGCACUGCUAAGGUCCUGUGCUCACAGUCUCAGAUAUGUGGAAGGACACAAACACAGCAAGUCGUGGAAAAUAUGCAGCACAAGUUUUCUCCAGUGGAGUCGAUCCCUCCAUGUGGACAGUCCUCCUCAUACGCCGUCUCUGACCAGCAGCUAUGUGCACGGCACCUCCUCCAUCUCUCUGCUCCCCCAGACUAUAGGCCAGACCCUGGACUCCAUAGUUCAGCGCUGGCCUGACCGUGAAGCUGUGGUCUUCCUGCAGGAAGGCAUUCGGAAAAACUUUGCAGAGUUUCAGCAAGAUGUUGACAAGGCAGCUGCAGGUCUGCUUGCUCUGGGCCUGAAGCGAGGGGACAGACUUGGAGUUUGGGGACCAAACGUUUAUGAGUGGAUCCUCUUCCAGUUUGCAUCAGCCAAAGCUGGAAUUAUACUGGUGUCAUUGAACCCGGCCUAUCAGUUGAAGGAAGUGGAGUUUACUCUAAAGCAGGUCCAGUGUAAAGCUGUGGUCUGCCCAACCCGCUUCAAAACCCAACAUUUUUGUGAGAUGCUGCGGGAGCUCUGCCCAGAGAUCGACAUGAAGCCCGAGGGCAUGAUCCAAAGCUCCAGGUUGCCAGACUUGCGUAUGGUGAUUGUGACGGAUAGCAGACAGCCGGGGAUGCUCCAUGUUGAUGAUGUGAUGCAAGCAGGGGAGAGUCGGCACCACAAACAGCUGAUGGAUCUGCAGAACAAGCUGUCCUUCGAUGACCCCAUCAACAUCCAGUUCACAUCAGGGACUACAGGGAGUCCAAAGGGAGCCUGUCUUUCCCACCACAAUAUUGUAAACAAUGCCUACUUUGGUGGCCUCCGUAUGGGUUACGGAUGGAGACCUAAGGUGCGAGUGUGUGUUCCCGUACCACUGUACCACUGCUUUGGAUCUGUGCUGGCAGGGAUGAAUAUGGCUGUGCAUGGUGUCACACUGGUCUUCCCUUCCUCUGGCUACAACAGCCAAGCCAACCUAGAGGCCAUUCAGAGUGAAAAGUGUAAUUUGGUCUAUGGCACUCCCACUAUGUUCACCGACAUGCUCGUCCAACAGGAUUCACACAAGUAUGAUUUGUCAUCAAUUGAAGCUGGCAUCAUGGCAGGUUCCCCGUGCCCUCCUGAGAUUUUGAAAAAAAUGAUAACAGACAUGAACGUGAAAGAGAUAAUGAUAGCUUAUGGAACCACUGAGAACAGCCCCCUUACAUUUUUGGGAUUCCCACAAGACAACGUGGAGCUGAAGACAAAUACUGUUGGAUGUAUCAUGAGCCACACUGAGGCUAAAGUGGUGGACCCUAAUACUGGGGAGAUUGUCCCUCUGGGGGCCUCAGGAGAGCUGAUGAUCAGAGGCAGCUGUGUGAUGCAUGGAUACUGGAACGAUCCUGAAAAGACUAGAGAGGCUAUCUCCCAAGACGGCUGGUACAGGACUGGUGACACGGCCAGUCUGAACAGUUUGGGAUACUGCCGAAUUGAAGGACGCAUAAAGGACCUGAUCAUCCGAGGAGGGGAGAACAUCUACCCUGCUGAGAUAGAGCAAUUUUUCUUUACGCAUCCCAAAGUACAGGAGGUGCAGGUUGUUGGAGUGAAAGAUGAGAGGUUGGGUGAGCAGGUGUGUGCCUGCAUCAGGCUGCGGGAGGGCCAGACCUCCAGUGCAGAGGAGUUAAGAGCUUUCUGCAAAGGCCAGAUUUCUCACUUCAAGAUCCCACACUAUGUGAUCUUUGUAGACAGCUACCCUCUGACAGUCUCUGGAAAGGUCAAGAAGAACGUAUUGAAGGAGGAAAUGGAAAAGAAAUUAGGCCUUUAAUUUUGUGGAGCCUGAUCGACUGUGUUUGAAUGCAUCAGCUGGGAAAGUCUCUGGAAGUCCGUAACUGAUGAGCUGCUGAAUUGUCAUUACUUGAAAUUCUUUUAUUUUUACUUCACAUCUCACUCCUCAUUACUUUGUUGUUUUAAUGUUAAUAUAAAAGUACAGUGAUCUUAUCUCAUCUUUGGGCUUAAAGUUUAGUUAUUCACCUUGGAAAUAGUAGUUAAAAUUAUAACACAUGCUACAGUCGCACAUGGGGUCAUAGGCAAAUACUCAGAAGAGCUUUAGUUUUCCAUAUACCCCUACUCGAGAGAGAACCAAUACUGACCAUGUUUAUUAAUUAUUUUGAUGAUGAUGAUUGUGACCAAAAUAUUAUAAAUAGCAUUUAGCAGCUACUUUAUCUCAUGUAAUUUUUUCACCUAUAGCUUGGAUUUAGUUCAAAUGUGUUCUUAUAGUGCCCUGAUAUCUGCUCUACACCUCGAAGCAUUAUGAAUAUCAAAAUAUGUAUUUAUCAUCAAACUGGAGUCUAUAGGCUUUUUAAUACAAGGUUGUCAUAGGCAGAUUUAAAAAAUAAAAUAAAAAUAAAAUCAUGAUGGCACAGACACUUCAAAAAAAGAAAUUUAAGGUGGUGCAGUGAAGAAAAUAUGUUAAGUUAGUACCAAAAUGGAAUUUAUUCAUAUAUAUUUGUAAGAAUUAUUUUUAUUUUAUUAGAAUGAUAUAUGUUUAUAUGUAGGAUGCCAUAAAAAUGUCUUAGUAUAGUAUACAUGUAUUAUAUAUGUGUAUC
Anoplopoma fimbria (sablefish) is the source of this 2720-nucleotide messenger RNA. Its product is annotated as medium-chain acyl-CoA ligase ACSF2, mitochondrial-like. Gene Ontology annotation, molecular function: medium-chain fatty acid-CoA ligase activity. Gene Ontology annotation, biological process: fatty acid metabolic process. The transcript is spliced from 16 exons. The record is from RefSeq and is a predicted model, not a curated record. NCBI's taxonomy places the organism in Eukaryota, Metazoa, Chordata, Actinopteri, Perciformes, Anoplopomatidae. Bases 122 to 1939 code for a protein of 605 amino acids.